CGUUGUUCCCCUUCCUUGGGGCUGCUGACGUGGCCGCCGUGACAACCAUGAGACCGGCAGGGCCAGCCUCUCAGUGGCCACACCCUGUGUGUCUGUACUUACAGCGCCAUGGGCUCCAUCUACACACUUGGGACCAGAUCGAGAAGACGCCAUGACUCCCACCCUCAGGGCCCUGCUCUGCCUCGGUGAGAUGGGAGGGGAGAGGGGAGCCCUGGUCUGUCAGGACCCCAGGACUCAGGAGCCUCAUGGGGAGGAGGGUGCUUCUCAGGGUUCAGGGCAAAUCUCUCACAGGGACUCUCUUCCAGGGCUGAGUGUGGGCCUCAGGACCCCGGUGCAGGCAGGGCCCCUCCCCAAGCCCACCCUCUGGGCUGAGCCAGCCCCUGUGAUCCCCCGGGGGAGCCCCGUGACCAUCUGGUGUGAGGGGACCCCAGGGGCUGAGGAGUACCGUCUGGAUAAAGAGGGAAGCCCAGCACCAUGGAAAAGAGAGAAGCCACUGGAUCCCAGAGACAAGGCCAAGUUCUCCAUCACACAAUUGACAGAACAUGAUGCUGGGAGAUAUCGCUGUUACUAUCACAGCCCUGCUGGCUGGUCAGAGCGCAGUGACCCCCUGGAGCUGGUGGUGACCAUAGGAUCCUUCAGCACACCCAGCCUCUCAGCCCUGCCCAGCCAUGUCGUGACCUCAGGAGGAAACGUGACUCUCCAGUGUGGCUCAUGGGAGGGAUUUGGCAGGUUCAUUCUGACUGAAAACGGAGAUCACAGGCUCUCCUGGACUUUGGACUCAGAGCCACAGCCCAGUGGGUGGUUCCAGGCCCUGUUCCCUGUGGGCCCUGUGACCCCCAACCGCAGGUGGAUGUUCAGAUGCUAUGGUUAUUACAGGAACAGGCCCUUGGUGCAGUCACACCCCAGUAACUCCUUGGAGCUCCUGGUCUUAGGAUCCUCUGUGGACCACAGCACCCUACCCCCAAAGCUCCCCUCCACGGCUGGUCUUCAAAACUACCAUGGAAUUCUGAUCGGAGUCUCUGUGGCCUUCAUCCUGCUGCUCUUCCUCCUCCUCCUCCUCUUCUUCCUCCUCAAGCAUCGGAACAAACGCAGGAGGUCAGGUGAGUAGAGGAUGGGGAGACCUUGUCUACCUGAGAGGAUUUCCAUGUAAGUACAGUCGUGACAGGUGGGGUCCUGCGUGGAGGUAGCAGGGGUGCUCCCGGAACCUGGGGGACCAUGCUGGUGAGGGAGCCAUGAGAAGGUGUCCUUGUCAGCCUGCAGUCGAGAGCAGUGGGGAGUGGGCAUGGUGGUGAGGAAUGGGGGUGGCAUUGAAGUGGUUGGGAGUUUCAUUGCUUUGAGAAAGAAAACACGUAAAGGUGUGGGGUGAAAUGCCUGUGAAGAAUUUAAAAAUGUGCAAAGACAGUUGGCUAGGAAAAACUGAGGCAUUCAUUGGAAUUGAAGAUGUCAGUAUUGUUACUGAAUACAAGUUUGGCUUCCUGCUGUGACGGAAGCUGAGGCAGGUGAGACAGGUGCUGGUGGAAAGGAUAGACGUUUUAUUCAUGUGAAGAUGAUCUGAGAAGUUGGCAGACUCCUGUCCUAAAAAACCAACCAUCUUAAUAUCUCUGGUCAAGUCGGUGACUUUUUAAAGAAGAGGGAAGGGAAGUGGGGACAUGUAGGCAGUGUUCUUGCUGGUGCCAACAAAGAUCUUGGUAGCAGCAUGCUGACUCUUUCAGUAUCAGUCGCUCUGCUCCUAUCUGAACAGGAACCGGAACUGAUGCAAUGUACUAAAAUAGAAGCUAAAAUAGAGGUUGUUACGGAAAAAAAAAGGUUGUUCCUGUUUUUGUUUCAACAGACUUGUUUGUUUAUUGGUUAGCACAGUUAAUUCUGGUUAGUACAAUAUUGCGUAAAGAUUAUACGCUUUUCAUUCUGUUAGAGUGUGACCUAAUUACAAAUUAUAUAUAUACUGAGUGGCCAGAUUUUUAUGACCACCACUAAUUUGCCUACAAAAUUUGUGCAUUGGGU
Myotis lucifugus (little brown bat) is the source of this 2001-nucleotide messenger RNA. RefSeq names its product leukocyte immunoglobulin-like receptor subfamily A member 5. Gene Ontology annotation, molecular function: inhibitory MHC class I receptor activity. The record is from RefSeq and is a predicted model, not a curated record. Gene Ontology annotation, biological process: cytokine-mediated signaling pathway. The transcript has 5 exons. The coding region runs from base 152 to 1108 and encodes 318 amino acids. NCBI's taxonomy places the organism in Eukaryota, Metazoa, Chordata, Mammalia, Chiroptera, Vespertilionidae.